This is a messenger RNA of Naegleria lovaniensis, 2865 nucleotides long. RefSeq lists its product as uncharacterized. Lineage: Eukaryota; Heterolobosea; Eutetramitea; Acrasida; Naegleriidae. Gene Ontology annotation, biological process: carbohydrate metabolic process; glycosaminoglycan metabolic process. The coding region runs from base 1 to 2865 and encodes 954 amino acids. Gene Ontology annotation, cellular component: membrane. The record is from RefSeq and is a predicted model, not a curated record. The transcript has 2 exons. Gene Ontology annotation, molecular function: beta-N-acetylhexosaminidase activity.
AUGUAUACUCUUUCAGCAACUCCACUCAUUCCCAACCCUUCCUCACACUUGACUUCAUUUUGUGAAUUCUUGUCACCCUCGAACACCAUUAUUGAAUUACAGGCUCAUUUAUUCAAAUCAAAACAUCAUUUAGUGCUCUCUUGCAAUCUCUCCCAACCAUCAUCAUCGGACUUCAUUUCAUCAAACUUGAGUGAAAAAAUAUUGAAUUGUGUGAAAUUUAAUUUAUUCCGUUAUUUGGAUUUACAUAUUUCAAAUUCCUCACGUGAAGAGACUCUUAACGAAAUUGAAAUUCAAUGGAAAUCAAAUCAUGAGUCAAAUCAAAAUUACCAAGAUCAUGAAUUAAUUUUAGAAAUGACAAUCCGUGUGAAUGGCUAUACUUUUCAACAUUUAGAAAAUAACAUAAUUCUUCACCAACGAGCUCAAUUUAUUGAAAAGUUACUUCAAUCUUAUUCGUUGCAUCAUGAAAAAACCAAUCAUGAUUCAUCACAUCAUUCUGUCAUGAUAUCAUUUAAUACCAUCCAUGGAGAGCACGAAUCAAUGGAUGAUUGGCUGAAAAAGAAUGUGGACCAUAUACAUUACAUUCUCAUUACACAUUUUCGAGAGAGUUUGAGUGGUUUACAUUUUGCCAUGGCUUCCUUGAUACAGUGCAUUCAAUUAGAUCGAGAGGCCACUAAAAUUGAUCAUGAUACACCAACGCUUCCAUGGCGUGGUUUUAUGCUGGAUUGUUGCAGACACUUCUUUUCUAUUGAAACAAUUCAAGACUUGAUUGACAUUUUAUACAUUUACAAAUUUAAUGUUUUUCAUUGGCAUUUAACAGAAGAUCAAGCUUGGAGAAUUGAAAUUUCAGCAUUUCCCAAACUCACCGAAAUUGGAGCCUGGAGAAAAUACAGGUUAGAUGAACAACAAGUAGGAAAUGAUGAUCAAUUCUAUGGUGGAUUUUAUAGCAAGAGUGACAUUUUAAAAAUUGUUGAUUAUUGCCAUUUGAAAGGAAUUCUAAUAGUUCCAGAAAUUGAGUUACCUGGACACUCCUCUGCUGCUGUCAUUUCAUAUCCAGAAUUGGCAUGUCAAGUUGCUGAUAAAAAUACUCUCACGGACAUGACACCACCAAAUGAAUGGGGAAUAUUUGGUGACGUUUAUUGUGCUGGAAACGAAAAUACUUUCAAAUUUCUGGAAACAGUUCUCGAAGAGGUGAUGCAAUUAUUUUCUCAUUCCCCAAUUAUUCACAUUGGAGGAGAUGAAGUACCAUUAUCCUCUACUUGGACGCGCUGUUCCAAAUGCAAAGAAUUAUUAUGCAAUAGAAACAAUCAAGAAGAAGAAAAACAGAGUCACCAACUUGAUUUGCCUGAAAUGACCACCAAACAAUUAUACUCUUAUUUCAUUGAUAGAAUUUUCACAUUCUUAAAAUCCAAAGGUAAAUGUAUGACUGGUUGGGAUGAAGUGAUUAUGGACUCAACCAACAAGGCCACGGUCAUGAUGAAAGACAAUUCGUCCUCUCUCAUGAUUCAAUCCUGGAGAGGCACAGAAGGAGCACAAAGAGCCAUCCGCAAAAAUAUUCACACCAUACUCUCUCCCACGAGUCACUGUUAUUUUGAUUAUGGCAUUGAGCUAAUUCCAUUGAAGAAAGUCCUUUUAUUUGAUCCUCUUAAAAUGUGUGGAGAUCAGAAUACUUCUUUGCAACAACAACAACAACUCAUUCUUGGAGGUGAAUGUAAUUGUUGGACAGAGAGAAUGCAAACUAAGGAAAAGCUUCAACAAAUGAUCUUACCAAGAUUGUUGGCCAUGAGUGAAUCGUUAUGGUUUGGUAAAGAUGAAAUGACUCAUUCCAUGCAUGAGUAUUAUUGUGAAUUUUUAGAUCGAUGCCAACAACAUUAUUGUACCAUUUUGAACAAGUUUAACAUUGGAAAGGAAUGUUAUCCAUUAGAAUGUGAGUUGGAUGAAAAGAAUGGAAAUAUUCAUCUUACCAAAGUGGAUGAAAAUGAUGAAAAGCAAGAAAUUUACUUUUCCAUUCCAGGAUGCACAAAUGGAUAUGUGAAAUUUGAAGAAGAUCUCUCUCCAACAACAUUGUUUUCUCACACUCCAAGAGAAGUGCAACUUUGUACAAAAGUGAUUCGAAAUUCUCUCACUUACGGAAUGGAACAGGAAUUUCAUGUCGUUUUUCAUCGUGCCUUAUUUUGUCAAGUGAAAGCAACUCUAGAGUUAAACAAUGGAACGAAAUUAGAUUACAAUUCGUAUCAACAUUGUAUCAAUACUAACAAUUCCAAACAACGAUAUUCUGGAGGCAUUCUUGGAUUGAGAACUCUUGUGAACGGAAUGAAGGGAAAUCCCUUUUUAUUAGAUUCCAAGCAUUGGAUUGGUUUUGAAGGAAUUUGCAUGGUUGAAAUCAUUUGCAAUCAAUGGAAGGAUCCACAUGGUAUAGAAUUCGAUUCUUUGAAAGGUAUUUCGGUCGGAUGCUUGCACAAACCAAGAUCAUGGAUAUUUAUGCCUGAAAAGAUUUGUUUUUAUUAUCAAACAGAGAACAAUGAAUGUUGUACUGAGGAAUGGAAUUUACUUGGAGAGAUUUCAUGUUGGGAUCCACAACCCAGGUUGUGCAUCAUUCAAGGAGAUCAGUUUGGAGGAAAUUUCUCUCAUGAGAAUGUCAUGUCGUCAUUGUACAAUGAGGAAAAUACCUAUCGAUUGGAUGUGAGUCUUUCUGAAUUCAGUAAUAUCAUUUCCGAACGACGAAUGAAUCAUUUACGAGGUAAUUCCUACAUUCGUUCCAUUAAGGUUAUCGUUUAUGCCUACAAUCAUGGUACCACUCCAUCAUGGCAUCAUUCUCAAGGUGGAAAACCAAGUUGGCUUUUUCUCGAUCAGAUCACUGUGUGGUGA